Molecule: messenger RNA, 1587 nt
Organism: Fraxinus pennsylvanica
Lineage: Eukaryota; Viridiplantae; Streptophyta; Magnoliopsida; Lamiales; Oleaceae
Source: the annotation of a GenBank genome assembly
AUGGCUGGAGAUCAAUUACAAGUGCUUAAUGCACUUGAUGUAGCCAAGAUUCAACUCUACCAUUUCACAGCCAUUGUUGUUGCUGGAAUGGGCUUCUUUACAGAUGCCUAUGAUCUUUUCAGCAUUUCCUUAGUGACCAAGUUACUGGGGCGUAUAUAUUACACAGAGCCAGGCGCACCAAAGCCAGGCACAUUACCUCCUGCUGUUUCGUCUUCAGUGACUGGUGUGGCCUUAGUCGGAGCCCUAGCCGGGCAGCUAUUCUUUGGUUGGCUCGGCGACAAGAUGGGUCGGAAAAAAGUAUAUGGUAUGACUCUACUUCUCAUGGUUGUAUGCUCAGUUGCAUCGGGCUUAUCCUUUGGAUCAAGCCCAAAAGGUGUCAUGACUACACUUUGUUUCUUUAGAUUCUGGUUAGGGUUUGGUAUUGGAGGUGAUUAUCCUCUUUCAGCCACGAUUAUGUCCGAAUAUGCCAACAAGAAAACUCGUGGAGCUUUUAUUGCUGCAGUUUUUGCAAUGCAAGGGUUUGGUAUUUUGUUUAGUGGGAUUAUUUCUUUAGCUGUAUCAGCAGGAUUUGAUCACAAGUACAAGGCUCCAGCCUAUGAGGAUAAUGCUGUGGCCUCAUUGGUGCCACAGGCAGACUACAUUUGGCGUAUAAUUCUAAUGUUUGGUGCACUUCCGGCAGCCCUGACGUUCUACUGGCGCAUGAAGAUGCCAGAAACUGGUCGUUACACUGCUCUGGUGGCCAAAAACGCAAAACAGGCAGCUCAAGAUAUGGCCGAUGUGUUGAAUGUCGAACUCGAAGCAGAAGAAGAGAAAGUACGGAAACUCGCAGAAAGCAAAUCCAAUUCUUUCGGUUUAUUCUCCAAAGAAUUUGUUCGCCGCCAUGGUCUUCACUUAUUUGGAACAACUUCUACAUGGUUUCUUCUAGACAUUGCUUUUUACAGCCAAAAUCUUUUCCAGAAAGACGUUUUCAGUGCAGUUGGAUGGAUCCCACCUGCCAAAACCAUGAAUGCAAUUGAGGAAGUUUUUCACAUUUCUAAAGCACAAACAUUAAUUGCUCUCUGCAGUACUGUUCCAGGCUACUGGUUUACAGUAGCUUUUAUUGACAUCAUUGGACGAUUCGCAAUCCAAUUAAUGGGCUUCUUCUUCAUGACAGUCUUCAUGUUCGCCAUAGCCAUUCCUUACGAGCACUGGACAGAAAAGGCUAACAGAAUUGGAUUUGUUAUAAUGUACGCACUUACAUUUUUCUUUGCCAAUUUCGGGCCAAAUGCAACCACGUUUGUCGUCCCAGCUGAAAUUUUCCCAGCCAGGCUUCGGUCGACAUGCCAUGGAAUAUCUGCAGCUGCUGGCAAAGCUGGCGCCAUUGUUGGUGCUUAUGGAUUUCUCUAUGCUGCUCAAAGCAAAGACGCCUCGAAAACAGACGCUGGCUACCCACCUGGCAUUGGUGUGAGGAAUUCCCUUAUUGUUCUUGGCGUCAUUAAUAUACUGGGAAUGGUUUGCACUUUUGCUGUGCCUGAACCUAAAGGAAAAUCACUCGAGGAGGCAUCCAGAGAGAAUGUCGAUGAUCAAGAUGAACCUGUGGGGGCUUAA